GUUUGUGAAGGGUAACAUGUACAACCAUGGCAAAAUCAUGUUUUCAAGUCGCUGCAGACCUUUUAUCCAAAUGUGAUCAGCAAAGGUUGGAGUGUGCCGGCGUGGCGAACUGGCCAUGGAGUGGCGAUCAAGCGCAAUGCCACUGGGGCAAUGCGUUUGUGGCCUGGGAGUCGACAUGUUGUGGCGAAGAGAUUUCCAAGAAGAAUGCUGACUGCUUCGAGCUGCCAGAAUGUGAAGCAUCACCCAGAGAGGCUGGUCUGCUGUUAGUGGUGGCUGUCCCUGUGGUGCUGGCAGGCAUUCUGCUUCUGGUGCGGUGUUUGUGCCAGCGCCAAGUCGACAGCAGAGAGCUGCAAGAGUCGCAUGAAACGGAGAUGGCUGCGACGCAGGAGAAGGGCGAAGGUCUGUCAGGUGCUCCUCCUGCGCAUUGGGGUGGGGGCUUAGCCUUGGGCCCACGGGCAUCUGGAGUCGAGAAAAAGGCUCCGGAGUCUCUGGAGCGUGCGGUGCCUCCGGUGCUUCCCGUGAGCCCGAAGCCGCGGAAGUCCAAAAAACGCAAGUCCGAAAGGGUGACCUUCAGGACUCAGGACUCAGUGAUGGAGUUCCCAACACCAUCCGUUUCUUCCCUUCAGGAAGCACCUGAACCUGCUGAACCUGCUGCACCUGCUGCACCAGCUGCGGCAGCUGCGCCUGCCAAGAAGGAAUCCGUGGUGCCGAAGGCCGCUAUCGAGACGCCAGGAGCGGCAGAAGCUUCAACAACAACGCCAGCAGCUGCGCCGGCAAGUAAGGGCGGUGGCAAAGGACCUGCCAAAGGAGCGAAGGGGUCUGCUGAAGGCUCCCCUGAAGCUGCUUCAACAACAACGCCAGAAGCUGCGCCGGCAAGUAAGGGCGGCAAAGGGUCUGCCAAAGCUGCCGGAGUCGCAGCGUGCGAUCCAAAUCGUGGCGAAACCAUCACUGGAGCAAAUCUGGAGGAAGAGGUGACCCUGUGGAUCCAAGCUGUCUCCGGCGACAGCAGAGGUGACGAAACCUUUGGCAAGUGGCUGAAGGAUGGACGGGUUCUUUGCAGCGUUGCAAACAAGAUCCAACCAGGCAUUAUUCCCAAUGUGAACUCUUCCAAGAUGCCUUUCAAGCAGAUGGAGAAUGUGACUGCGUUCAUCCAGGCCUGCCGGAAGCUGGGUGUGUUGGAGAAAGAUGUUUUUUCCACAGUGGACCUCUUUGAGGCCAAGAAUCUGGCUUCUGUCCAGAGGUGCAUCUUCAACCUGGGUGCAGCAGUGCGGCGGACGGCUCCAGACUUCCAAGGCCCCUUCCUGGGAGUGGCGCAAAAUGCCAAAGUUGGAGACAAGAAACGCGAGAGCCAGGUGCUAACCCAGUACACUGGCCUGCGGCAGGACAUCGCCGAUGAGCUGCGCUCUGGGCACAACGUCCGCGUGGCCGGGCAAGGGCCGUAGCGCCGGAGCGCCGUAGCGCCUUAGCGCUGUAGGUGUGUCGUCGAGGUCAUCGAUUUCUACCGAAAAAGCGCCCGGCGAAAUGGGGUGACGAGAUAUGAUAAGAACGACCGUUGAGAUUGAUGCUUUUUGACUUU
Cladocopium goreaui is the source of this 1576-nucleotide messenger RNA. NCBI's taxonomy places the organism in Eukaryota, Dinophyceae, Suessiales, Symbiodiniaceae. The record is from the annotation of a GenBank genome assembly.